UCUAUAUCUUUAAACCAUUCAUUAACCUAACCAAAAAGAAAAACCCCAAAGUGAUCAAACCCUAAAAGCUCCCUCCUUUACAGUCUAAUCCCGUAGAAGAAGAAAAAACAAGAGAAACCAACAACCAGAAGAAGGAAACCACGAAGGAUCUUUACGUACAUAUAGCGAAGGGGGUUUGAAGCGAAGACAAAUCGGGGAAAAAAAGAUCAACAACGAUGACGAUGAUGUUGCGAUCGCUCGCUAGGCCGCUCGAGCGUUGCCUUGGGUGGAGGGCAGGUGGGGAUGCUCUCAUGUGGCAUGCUGAUCUUAAACCCCACGCUUCCGGUGAUUACUCCAUCGCCGUUGUUCAAGCUAAUAAAAGCCUCGAAGAUCAAAGCCAAGUCUUUACAUCUUUUGGUACCUAUGUUGGUGUUUAUGAUGGUCAUGGUGGCCCUGAAGCUUCCAGAUUUGUCAACAAACAUCUCUUCCCUUUUCUCCACAAAUUUGCUACAGAGCAAGGGGGGUUAUCUGCAGACGUGAUAAAGAAGGCAUUCAGUGCUACUGAAGAGGAGUUUUUGCGUUUGGUGAAACGAUCAUUGCCUGUUAGGCCUCAAAUUGCUUCGGUGGGAUCAUGCUGUCUUGUUGGUGCUAUAUCGAAUGAUGUGUUGUAUGUGGCUAAUCUCGGCGACUCGAGAGCUGUUCUCGGCAAGAGAGUCUCGGAGGGUGAGAAGAAGAAGGUGGUGGCAGAGAGGCUGUCGACCGAUCACAAUGUCGGAGUCGAGGAAGUAAGAAAGGAGGUCGAGGCACUUCAUCCGGAUGAUUCUCAAGUAGUGGUGUACACACGCGGAGUAUGGAGGAUUAAGGGCAUAAUCCAGGUGUCAAGGUCCAUUGGUGAUGUUUACUUAAAGAAGCCCGAUUUCUAUAGAGAUCCAAUCUUUCAACGAUUUGGGCACCCUGUUCCCCUCAAAAGACCAGUUAUUACAGCAGAACCCUCCAUCCUUAUUAGAAAGCUCAAGCCACAAGACCGAUUUCUGAUCUUUGCAUCGGAUGGCCUAUGGGAGCAGUUGAGUGAUGAAACCGCAGUCGACAUCGUGUUCAGAAACCCCCGAGCCGGUAUUGCUAAGAGAUUAGUAAGAGCCGCUCUUCAAGAAGUCGCGAAGAAAAGAGAGAUGAGAUAUGGUGAUAUUAAGAAAAUCGAAAAGGGAAUAAGACGCCAUUUCCACGACGAUAUAACUGUUAUUGUUAUUUAUCUCGAUCAAUACCAAAGCUCUUCGAAUAAUAAGAUUAAACACUGCCAGGGUGUGCCGACGGCGCCGAUCGAUAUCUACUCGUACAAUGCAGAUGAAGGAAACGAAGAAGAGUUGCUUAAAACAAUUUCUGAGUACAGACGAAGUUAUAUAGGUUUAGCGCACCGACUUUUCUUGCGAGUUUCUUCAUGUAUAGACACCAAAUGAUACGUGGGAUUGGAUCUUAAGGUACUUUAAGUCACUGAAGGGUUGGCGAUGGGAGGAUUCCGACAGAAGCAGGCGGCUGUGGGUGUUUCCCAUGAAGUUCUACCAACUCCGAUCAUCGUUUCUUGUCCGUUGAUAUGGAUGAAUCCCACACGAAUGGAAGGCAAACGAAACACCAUUGCUUUAUUAUUUUUUUAUUGUUCAUUGUUGAGUUUAUAUUUUGCUUUAUUACGAACUCUGUCCCUUUGUUUUAUGAAAAUUGAGUAGUUGA
Hibiscus syriacus is the source of this 1701-nucleotide messenger RNA. RefSeq names its product probable protein phosphatase 2C 63. Lineage: Eukaryota; Viridiplantae; Streptophyta; Magnoliopsida; Malvales; Malvaceae. Gene Ontology annotation, molecular function: protein serine/threonine phosphatase activity; cation binding. The record is from RefSeq and is a predicted model, not a curated record. Gene Ontology annotation, biological process: protein dephosphorylation.